Molecule: messenger RNA, 423 nt
Organism: Hyalella azteca
Lineage: Eukaryota; Metazoa; Arthropoda; Malacostraca; Amphipoda; Hyalellidae
Exons: 3
Source: RefSeq, a predicted model, not a curated record
ACACGCACGCCUGCAGCCUGCUGCAUGGCAUAUGCCAACUUUGUGAAGCAAGCUUUGCAUUUGCAUCACUACAAGCUGAAGCAUCCAGAUGCUGAGGAUCUCCCAAAGUGGACAUCUAAUCAUGAAUUGAUGCUCAUUAAAGAGAUGAUCAGAUCCCCUGCCAAUACGCUGGUGGUGAUGGACUUCAGGUCAAUGAUGGCCCUACCGGAGUUUGAAGGCUUCAGUGACAGCUACCUGCGACGCAUGGCGCGUGAUGCUAUUGCUGCCUGGGUGCCUCUUCCACAGCGGCGCAACCUCGACGACUCGCUGGACUACCUAGCUACUCACAUCCUGCCAAAGCUCGAGCGCAAGCUUGACAACCACUCCAGAGUGUUGAAGCAGAUUAAUCUCUACCUCCAUAAUAUUUCCAAUUUGAGAGAUUAG